ACGGGAUACGGAUGAAAACGUUUCAGGCCGGAAGUGUGUGACAGGAUGCGGAUGAAAACGCUUCAGGCCGGAAGUUUGAAGUGAAGAUGGAUGAAAAAGCUCCUGCGAAGCUCGGGAAAAUACUCAACAGCCCUUGGAGUGCAAGCUUGGAGUGACUGCCUAGGACUGCUGGGUUCCUGAGUCCUGUCAUCAGUUCUUGGUUCUGACUCUAUAACAACAUGGGAAAUCCUCUUCUGUGUAGUCUCUGUGCAUCAACGGCUUCAUCUCAAGGUUGCUUCAGACUGAAAUUCUGAAGGAUGAGUGUUCAGGACCCACCCACACUCCUGCAGCUGUCAGUACAGAGACUACUGAGGGAUGAGGCCCUGGCCACCUCUUCUCUGCAGUACCUGCCCAGGGCUCUUUUCCCAUUACUGUUCAAGGAAGCCUUCAAUCACAGACAAACUAAUGUCCUGAGGGCCAUGGUGGCAGUGUGGCCCUUUCCCUUCCUCCCUCUGGGGACCCUGAUGAAGACUCCCCACCUGGAGAUCUUGCAGGCUGUGCUGGAUGGAGUAGACAUGCUAUGGACACAGCAGGUUCUUCCCAGAAGGCGGAAGCUUCAAGUGCUGGACCUGAGGAAUGUGUACCAUGACUUCUGGGAUGUCUGGGUUGGACCAGAGGAUGGAGAGCGCUCAGCAGAGACUGUUUGUGAAAAGCAGAUAGCAAAGCGCCUUCAUAGAUAUGUACUGAGGCGACGUUUGAAGGUGGUCACUGACCUUUGCCUCAGGUUCCAUCUGAAUGAGCACCAAGCGUACCUGUUAGAGUGGGCCCAGCAGAGAAGAGGUUCCAUACGGCUGUGCUGUGUGAAGAUGCAGAUUUGGGCUUUGCCUGUGUACACUGUCAGGAAGGUCUUGAUGGUGUUCCAGCCAGACAGCAUCCAGGAAUUGGAACUGAAUACAGGUUGGAGUCUGUCCACUCUGGUGCAUUUUGCAUCUUACCUGGACCAGAUGAGAAACCUUCAAAAACUCCUUUUAACACGGAUUCACAAGAACACCUUCAAGGUUCUGAAUACCUCCUCGGACAUCCAGAAGUGUAUCACCAAGUUUGUUUCUCAGUUCUCGAAACUAAACUCUCUCCAGCAUCUCUCCAUGAAUGGCAUCUACUUUUCUAGUGAGCACAUGAAACAGUUGUUCAGGUCCCUGAAGAGCCCUUUGGAGACCUUGUCCAUCACUAUGUGCAAGCUUUCACAUUUAGACUUGAAUUCCUUGUCCCAGAGUCAGAGCCUCCAUCAGCUCAAACACCUGAACCUGAGACUUGUGAAAUUAAUUGACUUACGUCCUGUGUCUUUCCAUGAUCUCCUAAGGAGUGUUGCAGACACUCUGCAGACCUUAGAGUUGGAGGGCUGUUGGUUGGUAGACUCCCAGCUCAGUGCUCUCCUGCCUGCCCUGAGCCAGUGUUUCCAGCUCACCAGGGUCAAUUUCUAUGACAAUGACAUCUCAGUGGCUGUUCUGAAGGACCUUCUGUAUCACACAGCCAGUCUGAGCCGGCUGACCCAGGAGCUGUAUCCCGCCCCUCUGGAGUGCUAUGAUGACACGGGUGAUGUCCUCAUGGGAAGAUUUGUCCAACUUUGUCCUGAGCUUAUGGAGACACUCAUUACUGUAAGGCAGCCCAAGAGGGUCUCCUUUGCUACUUAUAUCUGCCAUGAAUGUUGUCAGCGCUGUGUCUAUGACCUGGAGACCAAACUUUGUCGUUGUUGGCAGUAAAUAGGGGCAGGGUGGUUUUUGAUACUGAGAAAUGAAAGCCUAGGAACAGGUCUUUCAUGAAGAGAACCCAAAGCAUGUGGCCACACACUGCCCAUUGUUUGGGAGCCCAAAUGGUGUGCAGGAGGGCCAGACCACAAAGACUGAGCUUAGGGAGAGCAGUGGGACCCACAACAGAUGUUUGUGGAAUCAAAAGACAAUCCUGCACAAGUUCUGUUCUUUCAUUCUUUCUUCCUUUUUUUUUUCUUUUAAGAUUUAUUUAUUUUAUAUCUGUGUGGUUUACCUGCAUAUAUGUGUCCCUGGUGCCUGUAGAGUUCAGGUGUGGGCAUUGGAUCCCCUGAAGCUGGAGUUUCAGAUGCCCGUAACCAUCACAUGUGUCUUCUGCAAGAACAAGUGCUCUUGCCUGUUCAGCCCCAAUUCUGCACUUUCUAAACAAAUGAGUUCUGUCAGGUUAUAAUAAUAAAUGACUUUCUCCUCACAUGGUAGUUGUAAAAUGGCAAGAUUUUGGAACCUGGAUGUCUGGUGUCCUCAGCCAUUAACCUGGUUUCAGUGUUGCUCUUUUCCUAUGGCUUGAGCUAGAAAAACCCUGUGCUGUCUGACCUCUCACCCAGGAUCUCUAGACAUCUGUGAUGGCAAACCUGAUUGUCAACUUGACUACUUCUGUAACAACUAGAGCCCAAGAUGCUGGAUAUUCCUGUGAGGUGUGAGAUUUUCAUCAGAUUACUUAUGAAACACUAAACAUACUCUAAAUGGUGGCCAUGCCUUCUCUUAGCAGCAUAUGUAAAGAGAGAGAGAAGGAAGCUGUGCUGUCAAGUUUGUCUGUCCUACUUCUUUGGGAAGUAUUUAUUUUCCUCAGGAUUUUAACACAGACUGAAAACCAGCAGCUCUCUAGGAUUGCAGUACCAGAUUUGACUGCAGAGAUAUCCAUCCAGCUUUGUGGAUGAACUCCCAGAUCCUUGGCUUUUUCAUUGUGAGCCAGCCAUUGUCAGACUGCGGUAGACCACAGCUGGUAAGCCAGUCUAAUAAGCCUCAUAUGUUCCUGAUACACAUGGAGCUGUCGGUUCUGCUCCUUCAGCCUGCAGAGACCCCCGACUGCUGCAGCACCAAAGUAGAGUGAAAGCAGUCAGACGUCUUCCCUCCUUUACUUUUGCCUGGGCAUCUGUUACAUCCCACUUCUGUCUGUUCAUUGCUUUAGUACACAAAAUUUCAACCUAAAAUGAGCAAUGCAUUCUCCUAUGAGGGAUUUGGGGAAUGGUAGAAGAAUUCAAUCUAGUACACUUAGACUAGGAGGUACUGUGGGCAUUUCAAAGAUGGCUGAAGCAAAGCCAAAGAUAACACAAAGGAAAUGGAGUCUAAGCCACAUUGCUUUAUCACUAUUUCUCUCUCUCUCAUGGUCACAUAUUGCCCAGGCUGGCCUUGAGAUCCUCCUGUCUCAACUUCUGAAUGCUAAGAUUACUGAAGUAUGACCCUCUUGGUGAGUUUAUAAGUCACAUGUAUGUAAGACCCUAUAUUUCAGCCUCCUGCUGUCCCUUUGAAAACAAAGGUCUCCAGAAGCUGUCCCUGUCCCCUAAAGGAUUGACAGGCCUUAAGAACUGCGUUAUAGAUGCCCAGGAGCAAACUGUUUUAUUUUGUUAAUAAGUAAGCCUAGCCAUUGUGUACCUCUCUGAAUAAACUGGUUGCAAUAAAGAAUUUUGUUUCAUA
Messenger RNA from Apodemus sylvaticus (European woodmouse), 3437 nucleotides. RefSeq names its product PRAME family member 8-like. Gene Ontology annotation, biological process: negative regulation of DNA-templated transcription; positive regulation of cell population proliferation; negative regulation of apoptotic process. Gene Ontology annotation, cellular component: cytoplasm. NCBI's taxonomy places the organism in Eukaryota, Metazoa, Chordata, Mammalia, Rodentia, Muridae. Bases 297 to 1739 code for a protein of 480 amino acids. The transcript is spliced from 5 exons. The record is from RefSeq and is a predicted model, not a curated record.